UUCCUCACAUACAAAAGAAACUUUUUUACUGUCGACCAGAGAUAAUUAUUUUAGUUAUUAUUUUAUAUAACGAGUUAAUAAGAAUACAUAUUACAUUUGGAGUACAAUAUUGGACAUUUUCUUAUUAAAGGCGCCUAUUGAAGCCAAUCUUUAAAAAUUACCCUAAUUCGUUAUACAUAUAAUGGAAACGGAAUAUUCUGCAAAUAUGUUACAACGCAAUACCUCAAUGAUGAACUACUCUGAAGUACGAGUCAAUGAACCUCAUAGUGAUGUUGACUCUCCUGUACAUUCGUGUGCAGAAAACAAUGCUAAUGAGAAAAUCAUUCGAAGUGAUGACGAUGAUGAAUAUAUUUUCGAUGAUGUGAAAAUGAUUUUACGUAAACGCCGUGGUUGGGGUCAUGAAGACUCAUUAUGUACCAAUGAUUUAGAUCUUCUUGAGGAUGACGAUGUUUUAGCUGAAGAAGAUGAUGCUGGAUGUCCUUUGCCCUCUACUCCUGAGGACACACAACUUAUUGAAGCAGAGAUGACAGAGGUUUUAAAAGCCGGUGUUUUGUCGGAUGAAAUCGAUUUGGGAGCCUUAGCUCAUAAUGCUGCAGAACAAGCAGAAGAAUUUGUGCGAAAGGUGUGGGAAGCUAGUUGGAAAGUAUGCCACUACAAAAAUCUACCUAAAUGGCUUCAAGAUAAUGAUUUUUUGCACCGCGGUCAUCGUCCUCCUUUGCCAUCAUUUGGGGCAUGUUUUAAAUCUAUAUUUCGUCUACACACUGAAACUGGAAAUAUUUGGACACAUUUAUUAGGUUGUGUUGCAUUCAUAGGAGUAGCCUGCUACUUUUUAUCACGGCCCUCAGUUGAAAUUCAAGUACAAGAGAAGUUAAUUUUUGGAGCAUUUUUCGCUGGAGCCAUAAUUUGUUUGGGUUUUUCCUUUGCUUUCCACACGCUAAGUUGCCAUUCUGUUGAAAUUGGAAGACUAUUUUCGAAAUUGGAUUACUGCGGAAUAGCAUUACUUAUAAUGGGAUCAUUUGUUCCUUGGCUCUACUAUGGAUUUUACUGUCAUUAUCAACCAAAAGUAAUUUAUCUGUCAGUGGUUUGCGUACUGGGAAGUUUAUCUAUUAUUGUUUCCCUGUGGGACAAGUUUUCGGAACCAGCUCUACGACCACUUAGAGCCGGCGUUUUUAUGAGUUUCGGCCUUUCUGGUAUUAUACCAGCCAUACACUAUGGUGCCAUGGAAGGGUGGUUUACUCAAAUAAGCAAAUCUAGUUUGGGUUGGCUGAUUUUAAUGGGUUUUCUUUACAUACUAGGGGCUCUUCUAUACGCUUUACGCGUGCCAGAAAGAUGGUUUCCUGGCAAAUUCGACUUAUGGUUUCAAUCUCACCAACUGUUCCACAUUUUGGUUAUUGCUGCAGCGUUUGUACAUUAUCAUGGUAUUUCAGAGAUGGCUAUGUACCGUGUUACAGUAGGAGAAUGCACGGUUCCCCAUGAGCCAAUCACGUUUUAAACGUCAUUUGGUUAAAAUCCAUCUGAAAUCGAUAUAUAUUUAUAAUUAUUAUUAAAAGCCAAUAGUCAGUCCAAAGCUAUAUAGAAAACAACAUUGUAUCCAUAAAAAUCACAAAAUUUAUUUUCUUAAAAAAAAAGUUAUUAAACAUAAAUGCCGCGUUUGCAUAUUUGCUAUAUAAAAGUCGUUACUAUGAGACUAUGAAAAUAAAUUAAUAAAAUAUAUCAAACUACCAAUAUGAAUAUUAUGAUUGUUGUUGUAAAUUUCCAUAUACAUUUUCACAACUAUGGUACAGUGAUAACGAGGUAGAAUUAUUAGGUAGAGUUGUCAAUAUUCACCCCUCUAUUUAAUACAUUUUACAAAUUCAUUUUGAAAUCAGCACAUAUUUGUUUUACAAACAUAAUGCUUAGUUUACAUACAACUACAAACUAUUUUGUAUUUUUCAUGGUCAUUUCGUUUUGAUUUUAAAUUAUUUUCUUUUGUUUGAUAUUGCUGGAAACGAAUAAAUAUGAAGCGUUCUUCUAAUAAUUCAUACUUGUAUUGUUUUGCCAUAAUCAUAUAUUCAAUUAUUCUUAUCAUUCCCAAAAUUUAAAAGAAGCUAUGUAAUAUUUAAGAUGUUUUUAAGUUAUAUGGUUGCAAAUAAAAUUAAUUAUUUGGACUCUACUACACUUUUUGUUAAUGUUAAAUAAUUAUCACAUUAAAUUACCUAGAAUAACAUUCCA
This is a messenger RNA of Calliphora vicina (urban bluebottle blowfly), 2211 nucleotides long. It is a transcript of the gene AdipoR, whose product is annotated as adiponectin receptor. Gene Ontology annotation, cellular component: plasma membrane. Gene Ontology annotation, biological process: adiponectin-activated signaling pathway. Lineage: Eukaryota; Metazoa; Arthropoda; Insecta; Diptera; Calliphoridae. The record is from RefSeq and is a predicted model, not a curated record. Gene Ontology annotation, molecular function: signaling receptor activity. The transcript is spliced from 7 exons. The coding region runs from base 182 to 1492 and encodes 436 amino acids.